AUGUCUCAAUCUCCUUGCUCCUCCUCCCCAAGUCGAGAUGCAGAGACCCAAUCAUCGAAAAGGACUAACUCUCUUGCUAUUACACCUCUGCCCAAAGAAUUUUUUUACCCUCAGAUUCUCGUUCACUUACAUCAUCACUUCGAAACCUUCGGGACGAUCAAUCAGUGGAUACCAUUACAAGGCUUCAGUCGUAUUCUCAUUGUUUACGAAGAUGAAGAUGCUGCAGAACGGGCAAAAACCGUGUCUGACCCGAUUGUUGUCGAAAUCGGGGAUUCGGACAGGGAAAAGGAUAUCGUACUUAGGGUUUAUCGUGCCGAUCCAAAUCCUCUCAUAUCGACCAUCGAGUCCGAGAACUAUCAUCUACAGCCUCCUACAAUUGAUCGAAACUUUCUCAUUUCUCCCCCUGGAUCACCCCCCAUUGGCUGGGAACCUAUACAGGAAGACCCACCAAACUCAACGCCACUUGCGGAUGACCUCAUCACUGCACUGAAGAGCUUACAGCUUCACGACACUCGCGAGGCAAAUACAGGUGUAGAGAUUGUACUGGAAGCAACGGAAUCUGGUGUUUCGGUCGUCGUGGAGGAUUGUGAUUUCAGGCCUGGCGAGACGAUCAAUGAGGAAGAGGAAAAUUGGGUUUACGGUGUCACGAUGCCUUCAAGAACGAAAUGGCAACCUUCCCCUACUGCUAUGCCUCCCUUGUCUUCGUCGUCUGCGCCUGCGUUCUGA
Molecule: messenger RNA, 726 nt
Organism: Marasmius oreades (fairy-ring Marasmius)
Lineage: Eukaryota; Fungi; Basidiomycota; Agaricomycetes; Agaricales; Marasmiaceae
Exons: 1
Coding region: 1-726 (241 amino acids)
Biological process (GO): calcium-mediated signaling
Cellular component (GO): nucleus; cytoplasm
Molecular function (GO): calcium-dependent protein serine/threonine phosphatase regulator activity; nucleic acid binding
Source: RefSeq, a predicted model, not a curated record